AUGAAAAAUUACGAGCACUUUCCAUUUUCCAAGAUAACAACAGGAAGAGUUGCGGAGCUUGUAAGUAAUUCUGCCAUGAGCAUGGCUGGGCGCAAGCGCAAAGUGAUGGCCUGGAUGGCCAACUUACCAUGGAAGAAGAGGAGAGUCAGUACUGAUUCAUACAACAAGGAAAAUGAGGACCAGACAUGCGCAGAUGGUUACCAUGACGUCGCAUUGCCGGCAGAUGCAUCAAAUGGCCAUCUAAGUGUCAGGACAUGUGCCGGAGGCACAGAAUUCUGCACACCCCAACAAGUCAGACAUGCUCUAGAUCAUUGGUUUGGAGACUUCGAAGUAGAACAGGAUACUCACCAUGUUGCACCUUUCUUUGGUUUCAAUGAUAUUUCAAGAGACGAGGAUGACAUGAUUGCCAUCCAAGGUAUUUGUUGGCAUGAGACUGAAGGCCCGCAGCCUCUGCAUGGGAUUAUUGAACAGAUGGAAAACGAGAGGGAUGUGCAUAUUUCACCCACUGCAAGUCCAUCCAAGCCGUUCUCACCCUCUGCUUCUGUUGAUCUUGAUGGUAGACAAAAUGAGAUGGAUGACGAGACUGAUGACGAGUAUGGUGGAAAUAAGGAGGGCGAGAAUUCAGAUGUUUGA
Suillus discolor is the source of this 633-nucleotide messenger RNA. RefSeq lists its product as uncharacterized. The record is from RefSeq and is a predicted model, not a curated record. Lineage: Eukaryota; Fungi; Basidiomycota; Agaricomycetes; Boletales; Suillaceae. The transcript has 5 exons. Bases 1 to 633 code for a protein of 210 amino acids.